AGGUAAGUUCAACUGGCCUUUAUUUCGUGUUUUGGUUUUAUCGGCUUAAUUAUGUCCAUUUACCUACUUUGAGCAACAUGUCUUUGCAAGUGAAACAAUAACUAUGCCGGGUCAUAGAUACGACCUCACGGGAACAGCAUACAUAAAACUUGCGAACAAAAAAGUAUACAUGUGCGUUACUAACAGCGCACAACACUUCCGCACCCUUUUUCGUAAUCUUUUUUAUCGCUUUUUGGCAAGUGUAAAUCAGUAGUUGUGCAGAGACCUCAGAGUCAAGGUCUGAUCAAAUUUUAAUAACAGUCUUGAUCAGCGGUCUAAGACCAUUCACUAACACUUACGGUCUAUAAAUUUUUUUAAAACUGUAAGCCACGGUGUAUAAGACUUCUAAAGAGGAUGAUCUGGCACGGUAAAAAUGAUAAAAUUCGAAAUAUCACAACUGUUUCCCUGAUGCCAGAAACAGGUAUUUUUACUAACCAGUGAACAGUGAUCGGCUCCAUUAAAUAGAAUUUAGAUUUCAAAGAACUCAUAGUCUGUUAUUUCUCAAGAGUAAAGUUUGAGGCUUGAAGUUUGAUAACUUUUAAAAGCGCUUUAUUAGAUAUUUUCAAGGUCAAACAUGAAAUGGUGAUUUUUGAGACGUAAGUUGUGAUUUGCGUUGUCAUUGGGAAGUCACUUUCCUCGGGAGUACCAUGGCUUGCGAUUUCUAUUGGCUAAGUGUGUAAAGGUUGAGUGGUUCCUAAACAUUUUCCGUAAGUUCAUAAAUCAAUCAUCGCACCAAUUUUGGGAAAAUAUAGUCUUACGUCGUUGGUAUUUCUGGGGGCUUGAGGCUCUCUUUAUGUCUUUCAAGACUAGAUUCUUCGUCAUUAUCUAAUACCAUUACUACAGAAAAUUCCUCAUACAUGGCUGAAAUAGUGACAACUUUAAGUUAACGUAAGGUACCAUAGUUUUCACCCGAACGUUUCCCGGUACCUGUGUAUAUUUAUACCAUAGUUUUUUCCAAGGUCCGUUUAACUUCUAGUGACCUCCUUGCAUAGGAGUUAUUGAUCAGUGACUUGGACCUAGUAACCUGGGUAUUUAGGUCUUAACAAAGUUUUUAGUCAAAAUCAUGGGUCCAGAUUGUCUGUUGAUUAGACUUUGGCGAGCUCUAUAUUACCGAAUGAGUUUCAGAUAUGAUUUAUGGAUAUCCGUUACGGCAAGACUAAUUUGUGGACGAGCCAAUCAGAUCUAUUUUAACAGGUUUUGAAUCUUGGCGCAAAAUUAAUUUAUGCAGUCUUCAGUCUUCAGUAAUAAGGAUAGGAGGUCUGUCGACCUAUAUUAAUCCUUGCAGUUUGUAAUACUGUGGAGGUCCAAUCUCGUUUUGAAUAUAUUAACAGACGGUGCUGAUAUUACGUGUUCCGGUAGGGAAUUCCAGUAAUUCACUACUCGGUGCGAGAAACGGAACUCCAGACGUAAACGGUUUGACCUCGGUUUUUGAACUUUCUUCGAAUGUCCUCUCAAAUGAUCGGUUCUAGACGGAAGCAAAAGAUAAGACAUGUUAAUACCAAGGUCAUCGUUCAGUAUACGAUAAGCCAAUAUUAGAUCACCCCGUACUCCACGGUAAGAUAACGGAAAUAAGUUAAGGUGUCUCAGUCUGUCUUCAUAAGAUAGGCCAGCUAGACCUUGUACCAUCUUAGUAGCUCGUCGUUGGACUCUUUCUAGCAUAUCUGCUUCAUAUUUGAAACAAGGACUCGCUGCUUGAAUCCCGUAUUCUAAAUGUGGUCGCACAUAAAUCGGGUAUAGUAAUCCAAACAUUUCAUCAUCUAAAUACUGGAAAGACCUACGAAUUGACCAUAAUACCCUAUAGCCUUUUGCAGCAGCAGCCUUACAGUGACUAGUCGUUUUGAGAUCAUUGCUUAAUAUAACUCCUAAGUCUUUAUGGUUUCUUGCUUUGGGUAGCACGAAUCCACGUAGUGUAUAGUCAUACGAUUCAUCAGAGUUAUUUAACUGCAUCACUACACUCUUAUUAGGAUUUACUUCUAGUGACCACCUGUCUAACCAUGCCACCAAUGAGCUAAGAUCAUCCUGUAAUACUAUUCUAUCCGACAUACUAUGUAUGGGUCUCCAAAUCUUUAUGUCAUCAGCGAAGAGUAGAACGGAUGAUUUUGCUACAGUUGGCAAUUCAUUUACAUAAAGUAAAAAGAGAAGAGGACCUAGGAUUGUGCCUUGGGGAACCCCACUUUUUACAGGUACCCACGAGGAGAGAGCCCCAUUAACCCUUACCCUUUGUCUCCUGUCAUGGAGAAAGUUACUUAUCCAAUCGACGACUGUGUUAUGGAUUCCAAAACGUUUCAGUUUGAAUUUAAGACCAGAGUGUGAAACCUUAUCAAAGGCUUUACUUAGAUCUAUGAAAAUUACAUCCACACAAGCAUUCCGAUCCUUUGCCGCAGCCCACUCUUCUCGUGCAAUGAGAAGAUUUGUCAAGCAAGAUAGGCCUUUCCGAAAACCAUGUUGUGCCCUGGAGAAAAGAUUUUGCCCUUCAACAUAGUUUAGAACAGCUAUCCGAAUGAUUUUCUCCAUCAGUUUCACAACUGCACUAGUUAAGCUAACGGGUCUAUAGUUACUAACUAAAUCCCUACUCCCAGCCUUAUACACCGGACUUAUUAUGGCGUCUUUCCAGUCUCUAGGAAGUCUGGACUGUCUCAGAGACAUGUCGAAUAGUAUCGCUAAUGGUUCAGCAAUUUCAUCUGAUAUGGCUUUCAUAAUCCUAGGAUGAAUAUCAUCGGGACCACUGGACUUAUCAGGUGUGAGAUGCUGAAGUAGCCUUAAAACAGUAUCUUUCUCAAUGGCUACAGGACCCAUCAGCGAGCCGUCACGGUCACGAUGAAUCAUUGGUCGUUCCUCACUACCGAUAGGAAACACUUUACUAAAAUAUUCCGAUAAAGCUUCAGCUUUUUCGGCAUCAUUCUCUGCUAAGAUUAACGGAUUGUCUCGUAUCAAAAGUGAUGGAAUUCCAUCGCUUCUCUUAGUUCGCCUUUUUAUAUCCGAGAAUAACCGUUUCGGACUAUAUCUAGAAUCCCUAAUCAAUUAUUUUUCAUAUGAUCGUCUAGUCUUACUUAUUAAAGCUUUACAGGCAUUCCUAAUCUUACAAUAACUGGAUCUGUAUUGUUCUAAGCCAGUAGAGAUGAACAUAUUCCAGUGAUUCUUCCUUUUUCUAAGGAGUUUCCUGACCGUUUUAGUUAUCCAUGGUGGACUAUUAUUCGGUCUUCGCGGUACCAGGUAUGGUAUGAAGGGGGACGUAACUAGUCUAAAUUUACAUUUAAAUACAGACCAUGCUUCUUCAACUGAUAUGCUAGUAUCUACUAACCAAUCUGUCUUAGCAGCGCAUUCCUGAAUGGCUGAUAUGUUAGCUUUCCAUACAUUUGGGCGCGGUGUAACCUGAUCGUAUAACAUGUCCCUAGUUCUAAACGCGAAUGACAAAACAGCGUGAUCGCUGUUUACUAACGGUGGAAGAAUAUUUAAGUCGACAAUAUCCUCAGUCUCAUGAGUGAUUACCAAAUCCAGCAGAGAACCCCGGUUAACACCAAAACGUGUGGGUUGGGAUACAUGCUGCAUGCUCCAUUAUUGUUAUCAGUAACCUACUAUCAAAGGAGUUUAUAGAUCCUUCUGUGGUCAUAUCAGUCCAACUAAUAUCAGGUGCGUUAAAGUCUCCUAUUAUUAAGCACCUGGUAUUAUCACUCCAAAGAUGAAUGUGCUCUAAAACAGUCAUCAGCUAAGCAGAUUGGGCUCCGAUAGAUGACACCUAGCAUAAAUGUACUACAUCCUAUUGCCAACUUACAGCUAAUGACUUCACAAGUGCCGCUAUCAUGGGAUUCGCUAGUAGAGGAGGCUAAAUAGAGUUUUGGUAUCAUAGCUGAUGUCAGUUCGUGUUGAAAAACUUAAAUCUAAUUUGUGACCCUAACGAUCGACCGUAGACAUUAAUCUUAAUCCCUCACACUGGUUUAUAAACCUGAUUUGAUCGUAGUAUGUACGUGGAUAUUCUCAAGGUCUCUUUAGCGUCAUUCAAAGGUCGUCCAUAAAUUAUCGUCUCACCCCCGUUUCAUUUGGUAGGUCGAAUUAAUAUGUUAUACGGCAGGUAAAUUUGCUCAACAUACGCUUGUAACACGUAGGUCAAAACCUUAAUCAUAUAUGUGGUCCACAUUAUAUUUACAUGACCGUGCCACCUAUCAGUAUGGUCACGUAAGAUAGUUUGAAUGUUGUAUUUGCUGAUGAUCGUCAAGCAAGCAUUGGUUUUCCAAGUGGUAUUCGUUGUGGCUCUAUCUGCUUGUAAAUUCAGAUUACUUUUAAACGCAAACUCAUACUAUGUAUCAUUUUAUUUAUUUAAACACAGACAUUUGUACAAGGAGGCACCAAAUAGAUAUGCGCCACACAAUAACAAUGAGGCCAGUAGCAGUUAUCACAGAUUUAUGUGAGGGCUGUGAUACCGCCCGGGUACCCAGACUGAAGCAGGUGGCUUUCCUAGGGGGUCACAUCCCGAGCUUUCGACCUAAAGGUCUAAUCCACAAGGCAGUAGAGCAACGUAGGGAGAUGCAGUUUUAUGGU
Messenger RNA from Schistosoma bovis, 4575 nucleotides. The record is from the annotation of a GenBank genome assembly. Lineage: Eukaryota; Metazoa; Platyhelminthes; Trematoda; Strigeidida; Schistosomatidae.